Molecule: messenger RNA, 2043 nt
Organism: Bathycoccus prasinos
Lineage: Eukaryota; Viridiplantae; Chlorophyta; Mamiellophyceae; Mamiellales; Bathycoccaceae
Exons: 1
Coding region: 1-2043 (680 amino acids)
Source: RefSeq, a predicted model, not a curated record
AUGUUGCAACAGCGCCGAGGAGGCGCAGCACCGAGGAAACGAAGACACGGAGUCGUUCGGAAAUUCGUGAUGUGUCUCGUCUUCGUCGCCGCCGUGCGUUUGUGCGUGAUGUUGCACCAAGCCGCGAGCAAAGCGGAAUCAUCGUUACGAGGACUCGGAGGAGAGGAGGAGAAGGAGGAGGAGUCGACGACGAUGAUGCCGACGACGACGAAAAAAACGCCUCCGCCUCUGUCGCAAAAGCAGAAAGAGGUGCAGUGGGCGUACGAGAAACGCAAAGCGGCGAGAGAGAACAGAAAGAAAGGCCAAGAGAAGGAGUACGCGAAGGAGAACGAGUCGAUGAAAAGUAUGAGCCAAGCGCGGCGGGCGAGAUUGAAGACGCACGGAGAAAGAGACGGCGGCGGAGAAGGCGAGGACGAGGACGACGAGGACGACGAGGACGGAAGAGGCAGAGGAGGAGAAGGGAGAGAGGAAGAGGACGACGGCGAAGGAGAAGAGGACGGAGAGUACGAGGAUGGCGAAAAUGGGAGUAGUCGAGGGAGUAAGAAAAACGAAAACUGGGCCGAAGAUAGCGAGAAUCCCGAGGACGCGUCGGUGGAAACGUUCGAGCCGACGCCGUCAAAAGGUGGAAGUUUUGAUUUCUCGCGAACAAAGUUCGCGUUUGGAGGUCCAAAGUGCGAAAGUUGGAACGUGGAAGAUGGUGAUGGCCCGCAGGUGAAGAUCAAACGCGCGGUGUGGAUUCAAACGCACGGGAACAACACGGCGGCGCAGUUGAAAGCGGCGGAGUUGAAUAAGAAAACCGGUCAGAGAGAAAACGCGGCAGAUAAGGUGUACAAAUCGUUGCGGUAUCAUCACGCGCCAUCUUUGGCACGGUUGCCUAACGGCGGGUUCGUAGCGAUGUGGCACGCUUCUCCGGAGGUCGAGGGCGAACGGUCGCAACACAUUCGCGUUUCGACUUCGGACCACAACGGCAAGUCGUGGUCAAACUCGUUCAAAUUGAAAGUGCCGAGACGACGGGCGCAGUGGAACCCAGUCGUGCACAUCGAUUCGAGUGGAAGAGUUUACGUUUUUUACAGCGAAUCCGAGGGUGAUUGCAUAAAGCCAACGAAACCGCCACAAUGGCCGCCCGGUGGGUCGAUCAAGAUGACGUACACGGAAGAUUUGAAAAUCACGGAGGAUUCGAAAUGGUCCACGCCGAAAACAAUUUAUAGCUUAGACGAGGAUAAAACUAUACCAAAAAUGGUUUCGAAUAACUUAGUCGUGUUAGACGACGGGAAAACCUGGGCGUUACCGAUAUGGCGAGAGCACGCCGGGAUGGCGACGUACGCGUGGCCGACGAGGUUAGCGCAUUGUCGCGUGCGAAACAAUCGUCACGGGCAAAAGUGGACAAACACGGCGGAACAUUCGGCAGGGUUACUCGUCAGUGAAGAUUAUGGUGAAACGUGGACGGCGAGAGGGUAUUUAGAACCCGCGCCGUACCCAGACGACGAUUCGAGCGGUGGAGGAGGAUGGUCGGUGGGUCAGAAAACGACCGAUUUAAUGGACGGCAGUUUGUUCCAAAGCGCGGACGCGAAGACGCUUUCGAUGUAUUUCAAGACAACCGCUGGGGCUAUUUACGGUUCAAACUCGGCUGACGACGGGAAAACGUGGUCCGAACCUUCAUCCAUAGGCAUCGAUGCUCCGGAAUCGAAAACGCUCGUCCAGAGACUCUAUUUCGAUGGCGAUCAGAAAGGACCGCUUUUGAUGGCGUACAACGCGCACAAACGAUCAACCAUCACAAACGCUGUCGGGAAAGAGGUUCGUUUACCAAUCAAGUGCAUCACGAACAUGCUGUUGGCAAUUUCUCCGGACGAUGGGAAAACGUGGGUGAAAGUAGGUGCCGUUCGAGGUACGACUACGGCGCCGGGACUCCGAUUUCACUCGCCGAGCGUCGUUCAGAGCGGAUGUAAACUCUUCGUAGCGUACUCGAAACUCUACGCGAGAGGCUACCAAUUUAGCGAGAACGAUAAAGAUUUAGGCAUUCGACUGGUGCACAUAAGCAUGUAG